This is a messenger RNA of Cyprinodon tularosa, 1712 nucleotides long. RefSeq names its product translocase of inner mitochondrial membrane 8 homolog A (yeast) (gene timm8a). NCBI's taxonomy places the organism in Eukaryota, Metazoa, Chordata, Actinopteri, Cyprinodontiformes, Cyprinodontidae. Bases 112 to 384 code for a protein of 90 amino acids. The transcript is spliced from 2 exons. The record is from RefSeq and is a predicted model, not a curated record.
CUACUUCCGGCUUCCCGUUGUUCAGUCGCACACGUGAAGGUCAGCAAAAACAGCCACCCGGCUCUGAUCAUUAGGAUUAAUAUCGGCCCUCCGGCUUUGUUUAAGGGAGAGAUGGACGGUCAGGGAGCCACAGCCGAUCCUCAGCUGCAACAUUUUAUCGAGAUCGAGUCUCAGAAGCAGAGGUUUCAGCAGCUGGUGCAUCAGAUGACUGAGGUUUGCUGGGAAAAAUGCAUGGAUAAACCAGGACCCAAGCUGGAUUCCAGAACAGAAGCAUGCUUCGUUAACUGUGUGGAGCGGUUUAUAGACACCAGCCAGUUUAUCCUCAACAGACUGGAACAGACUCAGAAGAGCAGGGGGGGAUUCUCCGAGACAAUGUUGGACUAAAAAAAAACGGACAGUUUUUGCAAACAGCCUCAUGACUGGGUGCUCCACUUCAUCCCGACACAGCUGUCUGCAUAGUAAGCUGGGGAGAAGAACUACAGCCAGUGUUACCUUUAAAAACAAGUGCCUGAGAUUAAAACCAUGUACAGAUCUGUGUAAAAGUCUACUGUCUAAAGGAUAAUGAGUGUUAGAUGCUGGUAGGUUUCUAGUUCUGUCAGCUUAUUAAAAUCAUAAAAUGCAAACUGUCAAGCCGAGUUUGGAUGUGGGGAGAUGUUUUCCUGCUAAAUGAACUGCACUAAAAAAAGUUAGUCAGUAAAACCACCUGGCACUUAACAGACACUAGAGUGUAAAUAUGCAAUAAUCAAAAUGCCAAAUCAAUUUGUCAAGCCUUUUAAAAUGCUUGUACAGUGAAUAGAAAGGUAAGCACACCCUCCCUCAUAUACCUAAUUUUUGUUAAGAUAUAUAUUUUUUUCUUUUUCCACCUUUUACUGCAACCUAUAAGAUGCUCAUCUCCAUGUUACAAGAAAAGUAUUUUAUGCAUAAAAUCAGAACUGAAAAACUUUUCUGUAUGUAUGAACAACAUACCUUUAUUCUAUGGGGAUUUUGUAGUAUUUGCAGACGAUUUCCCAAAAUUUGUGUGACGUCUCCUGUGCCCUAUUGUCUCCAGAUCCUCCUACUAGAGUUCAGGUUGGGUCUCUAUAUGCCCAAUAUCUCUAUCUAGUGAACGCAAUGGUUGAAGUAAAUUAGGUGUUUGCUUUAGGUUGUUACUUGAUUCAAAUGAUUGCAGCUCAACAAAAGCCUGUUAAUUAAUUAAUAAAAUUAAAGUGUGCUGAAAAAGGGGAAACAAAACAUGGAUACCAGCCCAUGAGGACUGACUCUGGACACCACUGCUUUAAGUCAUCAUCGUGAUUAAGAUCUUCAGUUGUUUAGCCAAAGCAUGAAGUUUUGUGAGAAGAUUGAGAAUUGAAAAUGGAAACUUUUGAUUAUACUUUUCUCGUUGGCUAAUGUUCCAAUUCCACACCCAAAUCAUUAUACCGCCACUACCAUGCUUUUUCAUGUCGCCAUCAUGUUUUGAUAAUGUCGUUAUUUUCACAGCAAACAUCAGUUUAAAAAUCAUCUUUUGUUUCAUGAAACCAUACAAUAUUUUCUUUUGUAAUGUAGCUCUACCAGUUUCCCUCCUUAUGUAGCUGUUUUUGUCACAUUAAAGGUGAAAAAGGUUCUGAAAGUAUGUCUUCUUGCAAUCAUAAUACCUGGCAUUUUAAGAAAAAGCCGACUUCUUGUUUCAACAAUAAGUGCGCCUAUAUUUUAUUAAAUUAAUCUGCUAAACAUGA